This is a messenger RNA of Pedinophyceae sp. YPF-701, 1287 nucleotides long. The record is from the annotation of a GenBank genome assembly. Lineage: Eukaryota; Viridiplantae; Chlorophyta; Pedinophyceae.
AUGCUGCGGAGGCUCGCGCGGCCAGCAGCGGCCCGGCUCGCGGCACUUGGGAGUGCAGUUGGUUGCCGGGGCGCGGCGAUGGGGCGCAGAGAGUACCAUGUUGAGGCGGAGAUAGACUGGGACGAGCAGGGGAAGAUCAAGCCGCACGGCGGCUGGUUGCGGGACCUCAUGGUGAAGGACGAACAGCUCAGGGCGGACCUGAAAGCGAGCUGCGAUGGCAAGGCGAUCGAAUGCAGCGACCGCAACGCGUGCGACGUCGAGCUGCUGAUGGUGGGCGGCUUCAGUCCGCUCGAGGGGUUCAUGGACGAGGGCCAAUACCACAGCGUGAUCCAAGACAUGCGCCUGCCGGGGUCCACGCUGCUCUUCGGGCUGCCCAUCGUGCUCGACACGAGCCGCGAGGACAUCCAGGAGGGUCAGCGCGUGCUGCUGCAGUACCACGGCCAGGACCUCGCCGUGCUCGACGUGGAGACAAAGUGGAAGCCCAACAAGCCCGCGGAGGCGCGCCACUGCUACGGCACCACGUCGAUCGAGCACCCGGGCGUCAAGAUGCUCGCCAUGGAGCGCGGGUGCUACUACAUCGGCGGGCGCGUCCACGGGUUCGAGCUACCACAUCGCAUCUUCCCCUGCAGCACUCCGCAACAGGUGCGGGACCGGCUGCCGGAGAUGACGGAUGUGGUGGCGUUCCAGUGUCGCAACCCGGUCCACCGCGCGCACUACGAGCUGUUCAUGAAGGCGCUGCAGGCGAGCAACGUGCGGGAGGGGGCGGUGUGUUUGGUGCACCCGACGGUGGGGCCGACGCAGGACGACGACGUGCCCGGGGACAUCCGGUACCGGACGUACGAGGUGCUCAAGGAGGAGGUGGCGGACCCGCGGGUGCUGUGGGAGUACCUGCCCUACUCGAUGCACAUGGCGGGCCCGCGGGAGGCGAUCCAGCACAUGAUCGUGCGGAAGAACUACGGGUGCACGCACUUCAUCAUCGGGCGCGACAUGGCGGGGUCGAAGAGCUGCCUCACGGGGGAGGACUUUUACGGGCCCUACGACGCGCAGCACAUGGCGCGCGAACACGCCGAGGAGCUCGGCAUGCGCGUCGUGCCCAGCCAGAACGUUGUCUAUACGCGGGAAAAGGGCUACGUCACCGACGAGGAGGCGCGCGCGGAGGGCCUCAGCGUCAUGAAGCUCAGCGGCACCAAGUUCCGGCAGAUGCUCCGGAGCGGCGAGGAGAUCCCGCCGUGGUUUGCGUUCGAGUCCGUGGUCAAGGUGCUGCGCGAGCUCUACGUCGGACGCUAG